AUGGCUACACCUGCGGCGGUUGCCCCUCCACAUUUCACUUACCUAGACGAAAAAUGGAAGCUCUCCAAAAAAGAAAGCAUCUCCAGAAGCCGUUCUUCCACUUCUUCACUUAUCAGAAACCCCUCUUCCUCCUCCGCCGAUACUCACCGCCGUUGUGCUUUCACCAGAAAAUGCGCUCGUCUCGUCAAAGAACAAAGAGCUAGAUUCUACAUCAUGAGACGAUGCGUCACAAUGCUCAUCUGUUGGCGUGAUUACGGCGACUCUUAA
Molecule: messenger RNA, 267 nt
Organism: Lactuca virosa
Lineage: Eukaryota; Viridiplantae; Streptophyta; Magnoliopsida; Asterales; Asteraceae
Source: the annotation of a GenBank genome assembly